Carassius auratus (goldfish) is the source of this 629-nucleotide messenger RNA. RefSeq names its product glycine cleavage system H protein, mitochondrial-like. NCBI's taxonomy places the organism in Eukaryota, Metazoa, Chordata, Actinopteri, Cypriniformes, Cyprinidae. The transcript has 5 exons. Gene Ontology annotation, biological process: glycine decarboxylation via glycine cleavage system; protein lipoylation. The record is from RefSeq and is a predicted model, not a curated record. Bases 42 to 566 code for a protein of 174 amino acids. Gene Ontology annotation, cellular component: glycine cleavage complex; cytoplasm; mitochondrion.
GAGGCGCGCCGGCGUCCAUUAAUGUUCGCGUACGGGGAAUAAUGGCAAUGUGCACAAUAUUACGAUGUGCUCCUGUUAGUUUGACGUCCUCGCUCCCUCGACUGUCAAACAGAAACGCUCUGACUCCAGCUAGACUGCUGGCGAGGACAUGUUAUAAAAGACCCCUGAGCACCACCACUCGAUUUUGUGCAGCACUGAAGUUCACUGACAAACACGAGUGGGUUCGCGUGGACAGUGGUGUGGCAACUGUGGGCAUCAGUAAUUUUGCACAGGAGGCACUGGGGGACGUGGUCUUCUGUGGGCUCCCUGAAGUUGGCACAAAAUUAUCACAGUCUGAUGAGUUUGGUGCUCUGGAGAGUGUUAAAGCAGCGAGUGAGUUAUACUCUCCUCUGACUGGUGAGGUGACAGAUGUCAAUGAUGCAUUGGCAGACAACCCAGGACUGGUCAACAAAUCUUGCUAUAAAGACGGCUGGCUGAUGAAGAUGACCGUAUCUAUUCCUGAGGAAUUGGAUGGACUGAUGGAUGAAGCUGCUUAUGAGAGAUACAUCAAAUCUAUAGAGGACUAGAGCGUGUGGCUGGCAUGUUGCAUAUAGGGGAGAAUAAAAAAAAAAAAUCAAUUAAGGAAUGUU